Electrophorus electricus (electric eel) is the source of this 3141-nucleotide messenger RNA. The record is from RefSeq and is a predicted model, not a curated record. Lineage: Eukaryota; Metazoa; Chordata; Actinopteri; Gymnotiformes; Gymnotidae.
AUGCCUGGAAGACGGGCGCUUGGCCCGUUCCUCCGGCUCCUCGUCAUCCUCCGGGCCGCCGCCUUCAACCUGGACGAGGGGACGGUGCUGAGGAAGAACGGAGAGGCAGAGAGCCUGUUUGGAUUUUCCCUGGCAAUGCACCACCAGCUCAGACCCACGGACCAGCAGUCCUUGCUGAUUGGUGCACCACGUGCUAAAGCCUUACCUAUCCAUAAAGCCAACAUAACUGGAGGUCUCUAUCGCUGCAAGUUCACCAUGGAGACCGAUGACUGUGAACGGAUCGCCGUGGAUACUGAGGUUGUGAAUCCAGGGGAUGGAGAGGAUCACAGGGAAAACCAGUGGCUGGGUGUGCGUGUGCGUAGCCAAGGCCCAGGGGGCAAAGUGGUGGUGUGUGCCCACCGCUACCAGUACUGGGUACACAGCAGUCAACUGGUCCUGGGGAGGUGCUUUAUCCUGGGGGAGGACCUGAACGUGGAGGAUACCAGGACAUUCUGUCUGAAUCGGCCCAGUGAUAAAGUCUUGUUCGGCUAUUGCCAGCAGGGUCUGUCUGUGGCCUUUACCAAUGACAGCAACUACAUUGUGUUUGGUGCACCGGGUGCCUAUGACUGGAAAGGUACAGUGCGCAUGGCACCGGUUGAGGACUUCACCCUGGAGUUUUACGAAACUGGAUAUCAGAAUGUGUUUAGAGGAGAGUCCAUUCCUCUGGGCCUCAGCAGCUAUUUAGGCUUUGCGUUGGACUCUGGGAUGAAUCUACUCAGGAAAGGGGAGCAAAUUAUAGUAGCAGGAGCGCCACGCUCCAACCUCAGCGGUGAGGUUGUGCUGUUGAGGCCCCAGGCCUGGCGAGGCGUAAAGACUCUGAGUGUGCCGCACAUCCUCACAGGCCCCGGUCUAGCAUCCUCUUUUGGCUACUCACUGGCCGUCCUCGACCUUAAUGCAGAUGGAUGGGAUGACCUCCUAGUGGGAGCGCCCCAGUUCACAAUGGUGGAUAUGGACAGUGAUGUGGGAGGGGCUGUGUACGUCUUCAUCAACCACGUGAGCGGCCAAGAUUGGGACCACAUGGAGCCAGAGGUUCUUUACGGCCACACAGGCUCCAUGUUUGGACUAGCGGUGGCAAGCAUUGGAGAUGUCAAUCAGGACCAUUAUAAUGACUUUGCAGUUGGAGCCCCUUAUGAAAAUGAUGGGGCGGUUUACAUUUACCUUGGUUCAGCUAAACACUUUUCAAAACAUUCAUAUCAGGUUUUGUAUGGUAAACCCCAUAACAUCAAGUUAUUUGGCUAUUCCUUGGCUGGCAACAUGGACAUAGAUGGGAAUGGAUACCAAGACUUGGCUGUGGGUUCACUCUCUGACAGCGUAUUUCUUUACAGGGCUAAACCAGUAAUCAGCAUUAAGAAAACUUUGAAAUUAAUGCCAAGUGAGAUUGAUUUCCAGGCAAAAGACUGCCAGAAAGGACACUGCAUCAUCACAGCAGAAUCCUGCUUUUCCUUCACUACUUAUCCAGAGACAUAUGACCCCAAACUGCAGAUUCUGUACAAACUGGAUGCUGAUAGAAACAGCCUGCGGUAUGAUUCACUGCCCCGGGUGGUAUUCCAGACCCCUGCGGAGGACAUACUCAUGUUCCGCAGACAGGCCCAGAAGCAAUGCAUCCAGACUCGGCUCCGGCUCUUGGGAAACAUUGAGGACAGGCUAAGAAACAUCCCCAUUAGUGUGUCAGUGUUCCUGCCGUCUGACACCCCUGCUCAGACAGUGAGCCGAAGGUCGCUUCCUGCCCUAAAACCAGUGCUCGAUGCCCUUCAACCUAAAGAAACCACAUCUGAGUUCAAGUUCUUGAACAUGGGAUGUGGAAAUGAUAAUGUCUGCCAGAGUAACCUGCAGCUUCAGUACCGUUUCUGCACGAAAGACCAGCAUCAGGACAAAUGCUCUCUACUAGCCAGGGAGGAUGGUGUAGCAGUUAUUACAGCUGGUGGUGAAAACACUGCCCUGGAAAUCACUGUGACAAACCAAGAUGGAGAUGAUGCAUAUCUUACCAGACUGUUUAUGAACUUUCCUGAGUCUCUCCCUGUAUCAUCUAUUGUUCUUCAGCAGGACAGUAAAGUGAACGUGCAGUGCACAGUGGAUGGGAAUCAAACCGAGGCAGCGUGCCAGCUGGGAAACCCUUUCAGGAGAAACACGGAGGUGACGCUGUAUCUCAUGCUAAGCUCUGCGAGGCUGUCCUUAAGCUUAACAGACAUCAGUGUGACCCUGCGGCUUGAGACGAUCAGUACACAGAAUAUUUCAGAAACUGUCGCGGAGGCAAAAGUCAUCUUUGAGAUGGAUCUCCAAGUCUUAGGACUGGCUCGACCUUCUCAAGUAUACUUUGGAGGAACAGAAAAUGCACAUAUGCCAGUAACAUCAGAGGAAGAGCUUGGUUCACCUGUGGAGUAUGAGUUCAGGAUCAGCAACACAGGUCGUCCUCUGAGGUCAUUCACCUCGGCAACCCUGAAUAUCCAGUGGCCCAAGGAGAACAGUCAUGGCAGGGAGCUCCUCUACCUGGUGCAGAUCACUGGUGUGAAUAAACAAGCCAUCUUGUGCAGCCCAGCCACUGAAAUCAACCCACGCAAAUAUACCAAGGUAGUGGUGUCCAGAGGAAAACGUCAGGCAGAAAGAGAAUCAGAGCUGGAGGCACUUAGCACUGACAGAAUCAUCUCCGUAUUUGGAGGCAGAAGAAAGUAUGAGCUUCUGACAUGUGGUGAUCGGUUGAAGUGUGUGGAACUUAAAUGCCCCCUAGAGGCGGUUGACAGUACUGCAGUUGUUGUUCUCCUCACCCGACUAUGGAACAGCACAUUUCUUAAAGAAUACAGCUCCCUGAAUUAUCUGGACAUUGUAUUAAAUGCUUCUCUCAGUCUUGAUGGAUCUCAGAGGAAUAUAAGGCUUCAGGAGACUCAAACACAGGUGAGGCUGACGGUGUUCCCAGAGAAGAAGCCCGCUCUCCUGAGCAGGGUUCCCUGGUGGGUUGCUCUGCUCAGUGUUGUGCUAGCACUGCUCUUACUCACGCUGCUGAUGUACUGCCUGUCAAAGCUUGGAUGCUUCAAUUGUGCAAUGUGUACAGAAGAUUACAAAGGAUAUUAUGUCCUCAACAAAAGCAACAUUGCAGCAUAGAUGUCU